AUGGAAGACGAUGAUCAUAAUCACAUUGAUCUUGAAAUUGAGAUUGUACUUGCAAGAUUGAAUAAUCACAUUCAAGACUUAGAUGAAAACAUCAAUCUGGAAAGAAUCAAUAUGGCCAAGUUGUUCAAGAAACAAUUAGAACCGCUGAAGGGGUUAUGGAUUCAGCUUCACUCUUAUACCGCGAGAAAGAGUCUUUGUCGAUUAGUACGAGAAAAGAUUUAUGCAGCGGACGAAUGGCUGAAUCAGAGUAUCACGGUUUCUGAAUUGGAGGAUCUAGAUGCACAUCUGGGUCGUUUGAUGGAAAACAAAGAUGCAAGAUUCAAUGAGCAACAAAUCUUUGUUGCCAGCCAACUCAAGGAACUAGUUGUAAAACUGAAGGGGAGGCUCGGGGAUUUUAAGCAAGUAAGACAUGAAAUGGCUCUUUACAUAAAGUACUGGCUGGAGAUGACCCAUACUGCGGAAAUCAUCAAGAAAAGCUCUUCAUCAAUGCCUGGCGAAGAUGACAAUCACAUUUAUCUUGAAUAUGAAAUUUUAGUUUCAAAACUGGAGCGUUACAUUUUAGACCUGGAUAAAUAUGUCAAUUUGGAAGAUGCCAUUAUUGCCAGGACAUUCCAGAAAGAAAUCCGAUUGCUGAAAUUUCAUAGAGGGACCAUUCCACCUGCUCAAAGAGGUGAUAUUGAGAAAGAGACCAGAAAAAUAAUUGACUAUGUGAAGCAGUGGCUGAAAAAGAAGAUUGACAGUCGAAAUACAAAAGAAAUAGGAGAUGGGAGGAAAGGGGAAGGCAUGAGCAGCUCAAAGAGUUUGACGACGAGGAAAAUCAUCUAUGUGCUUGUUGUAGAUAAAGAUUAUAAGUAUUUGAUAGUUCACUGGUUACAAUUUAUCUUGUUUGGAAAGAUCAUGAAUUAUGACAUGGAAGUUAGUGGCUCCACAUAUGGAAAUUUAGCAGUGGAUCGUAUAAGCAAAGGAGCUUCUUUUGAUCUCAUUAUUAUGGACUUGCACAGGUCCACAAAUGGGGUUGAGGUAUUGUCCCUUCACAUUGAUACUCUGGAGUCUGGAGCGACAAAGGCGCUACGAGCCAUGGGUGUGAAAAGCAGAAUUAUUGGCGUCACCUCUUCUAUUUCUGAACAGCUUCAGCAACAAGCUUUGGAAGCAGGUCUAGAUGGCUGCUUUGAAAAGACAUUGAAGGCUGAUAUGGGUGUCAAGAGUCAGAUCGAAGGUGUCACUUCUCAGUCUGACCAACAAGCUUUCAUCGAUGCUGGACUAGACAACUACAUUCAAAAGCCAUGA
Molecule: messenger RNA, 1287 nt
Organism: Dovyalis caffra
Lineage: Eukaryota; Viridiplantae; Streptophyta; Magnoliopsida; Malpighiales; Salicaceae
Source: the annotation of a GenBank genome assembly